AUGUCUAAUGAGAUCCAUCCAGGGGCGCGGCGCUUUGCCUUUAGGUGCCUGGCGGCUGUUGCUGGCAUUACACGAGAUCCAUGCCAUCGGGUCCCCUUGACGUACACGGUUGAAAGUGGACUCCCGCGGCGGAGGCACAUCGGCCACCCGGUUCGGCCUCCCGUUAGCGGUCGAUGCCCUCUGUUAAGCCGGUGGAUCCCCCGGUGGACUGGGGCCCUGGAGGUUGCCAUGAUCCAUCCGAAGGGUGCGCUUAUGGGGGCGUGCCUCGCGAGUUCUUAA
Messenger RNA from Colletotrichum costaricense, 279 nucleotides. RefSeq lists its product as uncharacterized. The coding region runs from base 1 to 279 and encodes 92 amino acids. NCBI's taxonomy places the organism in Eukaryota, Fungi, Ascomycota, Sordariomycetes, Glomerellales, Glomerellaceae. The record is from RefSeq and is a predicted model, not a curated record. The transcript has a single exon.